UCUGGCGUGUGUUAUUUAGCUUUAGUGUGUUUGUAAACACGUGAGAGUAUUAUGCAGAUGAAACAGCAUAACAUGUGGGGGAACUGAGUUUGACUUUUAUGAAACCGUCGUAGACCACAUGGCGCAGGGAAUGUUAGAACGAGUGGUUCCGGCGUGCGACAGUAGAAUCGGGGAAAAAUUAUGUACUCUAUUAUUUCGUAAUUUUGGAUAUUGUUGAGCGUAGUCUUCACACGUUUAUAUGAAUUGCAGUAGUACAUGUGAAUUUUAAGAUGAAUAGCAGCUCAACUGUGAAUACCUUCAUUCGAGGGAAAUGCAUGUCAAUGUGUCCAGAAAAGGAAAUAAGGAUGCGAGAGCGAAAUGGCUUGCUACAUCAGUUGGAAAGUGUGCAGAUGGGGAAAAGUGAAUCUGUAACUGGAAACAGAAGAGCUAUGAAGUCACGGUGGCGAGCUGACUACAAACGCGUAAUCAAAAGCUUCAGUCGGCCGGCAGCUGGACACGGACCACCGGACCCCGACGAUAUCCGGCCCCCGCAGGUGCUGCUCCAGACUGUAAAAUACCUCUUAUCCGAAGUUGUUCCCAGCCAGAGCCUGCCUUGGAAUGAAGUGUACGACUUUGUGUUCGACCGCCUGCGUGCUGUGAGGCAGGAUUUGGUAAUACAAGGCACACCAUCUGUGGAAUCAGUGGAGAUACUGGAGCCGAUUGCGAGAUUUCUGGCAUACUCCGGAUAUAGGUUGUGCGAAGAGCCAGCAUCGCGCUUUGACGCAGUGAUCCACAGGCAGCACUUGCUGGAGUGCUUGCAGCGGCUGCUGGUUCUCUAUGACCGGCUGGAGCGGGAGAGCGGUGGGAGUGCGACUGGCUGCGACGGUCGGGCAGACACCGAGGCACUCUACCUUGUGCUGGCGCCGGGAAGUGCAGAUGCGCUGCAGCGGGCUCUGCAGCUGCCUGUGGCGUACAGGUGUGACACAGUGAAGAGCGCGCUGGAGUUCAGCCUGGCCUGCUACUCGGGGAACUACGUGCGGGCGCUGCGCCGCCUGCCACUCCUGCCGCCACUGCCCGCCUGCCUCGCCGCAUUACACGUGCCGCACCUCCGCAGGCAGGCCCUGCGGGUGAUGAGUGUGGGCUACAGCAGCCGCACCCUGCGCUACCCGAGUGCCGUGCUCGCAGACCUCUUCUUGGCGGGCAGUUCGGCCGAAGUCGUGGACGAGUGUCAGCACUACGGGCUGAGCGCCAACGUCGACGCGGGAAUAUCUUUCGACAAGAACCGUUUUGACCUCAGUGUACGAGUGCGUCCGCCGGUCCGCCUGAAAGCAGUCGACCGGAAGCUGGCUGCGGCAGACGUCACAAAAUUGUUGCUGGGAGAACCUGUGUGAUCAUUUGGGAAGCAGUAACCAUUAAGUGGCACAUAGACCUAUGUGCCGAAGGACAAAAUAUGUAAUCCUGUGUUGUUGAACUAGUAAACCAGUGGGGUGACUACUG
Messenger RNA from Schistocerca gregaria, 1476 nucleotides. Its product is annotated as SAC3 domain-containing protein 1. The transcript is spliced from 7 exons. Gene Ontology annotation, cellular component: spindle; centrosome; nucleus. Bases 270 to 1370 code for a protein of 366 amino acids. NCBI's taxonomy places the organism in Eukaryota, Metazoa, Arthropoda, Insecta, Orthoptera, Acrididae. Gene Ontology annotation, biological process: spindle assembly; centrosome duplication. The record is from RefSeq and is a predicted model, not a curated record.